This is a messenger RNA of Pisolithus orientalis, 2220 nucleotides long. Its product is annotated as dihydroxy-acid/6-phosphogluconate dehydratase. Gene Ontology annotation, molecular function: dihydroxy-acid dehydratase activity. NCBI's taxonomy places the organism in Eukaryota, Fungi, Basidiomycota, Agaricomycetes, Boletales, Pisolithaceae. The record is from RefSeq and is a predicted model, not a curated record. The coding region runs from base 63 to 1892 and encodes 609 amino acids. Gene Ontology annotation, cellular component: mitochondrion. The transcript has 10 exons. Gene Ontology annotation, biological process: branched-chain amino acid biosynthetic process.
GCACCCGGUGGUUCGUUCUGACUCGAAUUGUCGCUGCUCGUAGUCACAGAGAAGCGACAGCGAUGCUACAGUCGAGAUUCACAGCUACUACGUCCAGAGCGUGUGCAUGCUCUCACCUCGCAAAAUGUACAUUGUCGCGGUCGUUCCGUUCGUCCAGCACAACAUGGGACGAAACCAAAAAACCUAUCAUGAACCGCUACAGCCGGACGAUUACGCAGCCUAAAGACCAGGGAGCAGGACAGGCCAUGCUGUAUGCUACGGAGGGUAUUAAGAGUGACGAUGACUUUCAAAGAGCUAUGAUUGGUGUUGGAAGCGUGUGGUACGAAGGCAAUCCAUGCAACCGCCACCUCCUAGAACUUGGCAAAGAAAUCAAAGCCUCCAUCUACCAAGCCGGAAUGAUCGGAUACCAGUUCGGCACGGUCGGCGUGAGCGACGGUAUGAGCAACGGAACGUCAGCGAUGAAUUAUUCUCUCCAGUCGCGCGAUCUCAUCGCCGACCAAGUGGAGACCGCCGCAGCGGGUCACUGGCUCGAUGGUAUGGUCGUCGUGCCAGGCUGUGAUAAAAAUAUGCCAGGGGUUAUCAUGGCUCUUGGACGCCUGAACAGGCCGGGCCUGAUGGUUUAUGGAGGUACUAUACGUCCAGGGUCUUGUGAAGGGCAACCACAAUUGGAUAUUGUUUCCGCCUUCCAGUCUUAUGGGAAAUAUAUCCAGGACGGUAAGACUCCAGACGCAGAAGCAUUUCGGUACAACACGGUGCGACACGCCUGUCCCGGGCCUGGCGCAUGUGGCGGUAUGUACACUGCAAAUACGAUGGCCAGUGCCAUAGAAGCACUUGGGAUGUCGCUCCCGGGCUCGUCAUCUUUCCCCGCUGAAUCACCGGAGAAAAUCGAAGAAUGCAAAACUGUCGGUGCUGCCAUGCGGAACCUUGUCGAGAAAAACAUUUUACCGAGAGAUAUCAUGACUCGUACUGCCUUCGAGAAUGCGAUGGUCUUGGUCAUGGCACUUGGAGGCUCGACAAAUGCAGUACUCCACUUGAUUGCGAUGGCACACUCGGUUGGUAUCACCCUCACACUGGAUGACUUUGCCCGUGUUUCGGAGGCAACGCCGUUCUUGGCAGACCUCAAGCCGAGCGGUAAAUACGUUAUGGAAGACGUAUACAAACUUGGCGGCAUUCCCAAGGUCCUACAUUACUUGAUGAAGAAUAACCGUAUAGACGGGAACAACAUGACCGUCACGGGCCUUCCGCUCGGAGAGAACCUUGAGCGCUGGGUACACAAGCACGGUGAACUUUCUCCAAACCAGGACGUUAUUCGCCCGCUCGACAACCCAAUCAAAACGUCUGGACAUAUCCGAAUUCUGCGCGGUAACCUGGCACCUGGGGGGGCUGUCGCGAAGAUUACGGGAAAAGAAGGUCUUAACUUUACGGGAACGGCACGGGUCUUCAACUCGGAAGAAGAGUUCGUCCCAGCUGUGGAGUCCGGUUCCAUCAAGAAGGGCGAGAAAACCGUGGUCGUCCUGCGGUAUCUUGGCCCUAAAGGCGGGCCUGGAAUGCGUGAGAUGCUCAAACCAACCAGUCUCAUUAUGGGCGCUGGUUUAGGAAAAGACGUUGCCUGCUUGACUGAUGGUCGGUUCAGCGGAGGAUCGCAUGGUUUCUGCAUCGGACAUGUUGUUCCCGAGGCUCAGGAGGGAGGAGCCAUUGCUCUGGUAGAGGACGGCGACAUUAUAUCUGUCGAUGCCGUAUCCAACACUAUUGAGCUUCACAUCACUCCGGAGGAGAUGGAACGCCGUAGAAAAGCAUGGAAAGCCCCUCCUUUGAAAGUUACCCAGGGUACCCUCAUGAGAUAUGUGAAGACCGUGACGGAUGCCAGCCACGGGUGUAUCACCGAUGCAUAAGAAGCACGACCCGCACGCACCGGAUACCUAAAAAAAGUGUGCACAUAUACAUAUUCAUUUUUAUGACAAGCGAUACCACACCCUGCAAUUGCGUGUACGAAAUCGAAGCAGUACUGGGGGAGCGUCGCACGUUCAUUAUCGUGAACGUUGUGUGACCUUGAUCCUGCGUUUUUUCUCUGCUUUAGGUAUUUUGUUCUUUCUCUUUUCCCUUGCCUCGGCUUUUACAGCUUUUUUGCGUUCCUGUGUUCGUAAGUGUGAGUCAUCCAGUACAAGUGCAGGGUUUCGAAAGAAACCAUAAAUACAUACCUUCUUGGCUUCUCGGUCCUCG